Molecule: messenger RNA, 1480 nt
Organism: Populus euphratica (Euphrates poplar)
Lineage: Eukaryota; Viridiplantae; Streptophyta; Magnoliopsida; Malpighiales; Salicaceae
Product: zeaxanthin epoxidase, chloroplastic-like
Exons: 4
Coding region: 123-1376 (417 amino acids)
Molecular function (GO): FAD binding
Source: RefSeq, a predicted model, not a curated record
UAUAAGGUAUGUAUGCAAGUGCGUCAUGAUCAGACUUGGAGUGCAAGCAGAAGGGGUUAUAAUAAGAACAAGAUGAGGUACCCUGUAGAAGGAAACACUCAUACACGCAGAGGGAGAGAGAGAUGGAAAUGAUGGAGGAUGUGGUGAUAGUCGGAGCAGGAAUUGCAGGGUUGGCAACUGCAGUGGCUUUGAAAAGAGUAGGGGUUCGAGCCCUUGUGUUAGAGAGAUCAGAAGGGCUAAGAGCCACAGGUGCAGCCUUGACUCUAUUUCCAAAUGCUUGGCUUGCCCUUGAUGCUCUUGGUGUUUCUCACAAUCUCACCCCCAUUUAUGCUCCUUUAUUGAAGGGAUAUGUAACCAAUGUUAGUACUGGAGAUGUUCAACAAGUCCUCGUCCGAGUGGCCAAUAACGGGGGCGAUGGACAUGGAAUUAGGACAAUUCACCGCAAAGCACUGUUAGAGGCACUGGCAGAGGAAUUGCCGGUUGACUCAAUUCAAUUCUCUUCCAAGCUAGCUGUCAUUGAAAAUGAAGAGCAAGGCGGUGCUUCCAUUGUUGUUAUACAUUUGGAAGAUGGAACUACAAUCAAAUCUAAGGUUCUGAUAGGCUGUGAUGGGGUGAACUCGGUGGUGGCACGUUGGCUAGGACUGGCAGAACCUGUCCAUUCAGGGCGGUCAGCUGUGCGAGGUUUAGCAGUUUUUUCUCAAGGCCAUGGAUUUAAGCAAGAAGUUCAUCAGUUUGUGGAUGUGGGCAAAAGAGCUGGUUUUUUUCCUCUUAAUGACAGAGAACUUUACUGGUUUUUAACCUGCAACGGAGAUAACAUGACGGGAGAUCCCGAACAAAUACAGAAACAAGUACUUGAGAAAUAUGCAGAAAAGUUUCCUUCAUCAUUCCUAGACGUGGUCCGGCAUGCUGAUCUUUCAACGUUAACAUGGGCACCGUUGAAGUUUAGGCAGCCAUGGGGGAUCAUAUUUGGAAAGCUAAGCAAAGGAAAUGUGACAGUAGCUGGUGAUGCUAUGCACCCCAUGACUCCUGACCUAGGACAAGGCGGUGGUUCAUCACUAGAAGAUGCUGUGGUAUUGGGCAGACACAUUGGCAAUUCAGUUAUAAACAAUGGAGGGCUGAUUGUUCCGGGAGACAUGGCUAAAGCCAUAGAUGAUUAUGUGAAGGAAAGGAGGUGGCGUGCUGCUUUUCUUGUCACAGGAUCAUAUUUAGCAGGGUGGGUGCAGCUCGGUGGAGAUAAAUGGUGGAUGAAAUUUUUAAGGGAUGGAAUAUUUUACAAGUAUCUUUUAGGCAGGAUUUCUGGACUUGUGCAUAAAGAUUGUGGCAAACUUCCUGCUAUGUCCUUCGGUGAUAUGGAUCACUCAAGUAAGAAGGACUAGAUUCAAUUUUGGCAUAUAGAUUCUGCAGAUGAGUGGUUUCAGACAAUGGCCCUCAAUUACUAGUUAACGUGUCUUUUUUAUAUUAUUUGAUUACUGUCUUGAGA